UUGCCCUCAGUCCCGCGGGUGACAUCGCUUCCUCCCACACGCCCGUCGCAGGUAUAUAAGUCCGCCGGAAGACACACAGGUCCAUUACGCUCUCACCUCCAUUCCCGCCACCACAUCCCACCCAACACCUGCCUGCCCGACACUCCGACGGCCCGGCAACACACAGGUAUGCAGGCGGGCGUAGCGGUGACGGUGGUGGUGACUCUGCUGGUGGGGGGCGCCGCCGCCUGCUUCAUCACCAACUGUCCUCCAGGCGGGAAGAGGUCCGGAGGCAUCAUGUCCCAGCUCGGCCACGCCCGCACGUGCACGUCCUGCGGGCCGGGUCUGUUGGGCCGCUGCAUAGGACCUGACAUCUGCUGCGGCGCCAGAGUCGGUUGUUUCAUCGGGUCACGAGAAACCCGUCUGUGUCGAACUGAGAACAUGGUGCCCAUCAGGUGCAGCAACGCCGACCUGAAGCCGUGCGGAAGGAUGCAGGAGGGCCGGUGCGCCGCGGCGGGACUCUGCUGCACGGAGACCAAAUGCGAACUGGAUGACAACUGUGUGAUGGAGGAUACACGGAGCGAGGAGCUGGGCGCGGGGCAACAGCUGCGGGGCGGCGGCAGACCACCACACUUCGCCCUGCUGCCCGCCGUGUCGGACCGCUGGGAGGAGCAGUGAACCAGCCCGCCAGCCACCCAGCAGCCCUGCCCGCCCGUCCUUGGCGCAUCCCUCUCGCCUCACCAGGAAAAAGCAAAAGGAAACGCAACACACGCAAAUUUAGGAAGCUGACGUAGCCUAACAUCAAUUGAGGAUAAUGGUUAAUUGUAUUUCAAGACUAAGUAGAUGCGGAAAAUUAUUGAGCUAAAAGUCUGACGAUACUAACAAAAAACAACAAAAACACGAAAAUACAUUCAUAAGUAGAAAAGCGUAAUACUGCUACUUGAGGGCAUUGCUACUUUCUAGAACUCUAAUUGGCUAUCGGACCCCCACACUGUGCUGAGUUAAAGUUAGGAAUACCGAGGCUUCAUCCAACCACCUGCAAUGCCACGCGCUCACGUCCAUUGUUUCGUUGACUCUGUGUUCGGGACUGGAUCUCUCUCUCGUGCGUGUGGCAACGGCGUGUGAAGGCAGUCGGCGAGAGGCGAAUAAACGAACGCUAUUUA
Molecule: messenger RNA, 1142 nt
Organism: Eriocheir sinensis (Chinese mitten crab)
Lineage: Eukaryota; Metazoa; Arthropoda; Malacostraca; Decapoda; Varunidae
Product: oxytocin-neurophysin 1-like
Exons: 4
Coding region: 169-657 (162 amino acids)
Cellular component (GO): secretory granule; extracellular region
Molecular function (GO): neurohypophyseal hormone activity
Source: RefSeq, a predicted model, not a curated record